UCUCGUCCCUUCACCACCACUCGCUCCCUCAACUCGCGCCUGCGCCAGCCGGGCGAGCCCACAGGACCAAACGAACCCCCACGCCAUACCACGGCCCCACCAUCCAAGUCUCCCAUUAAGAUUUGGCCGAUCGUAGCCAUCCUAGUGGCCGGUACAUACUUGUUUAAGAAGAUUGUAGACCAGCGUAGGGGUACAUAUAACGCAGCGGACAAGCCCGUCUCGGGACACUCUCCUUCU
Westerdykella ornata is the source of this 237-nucleotide messenger RNA. RefSeq lists its product as uncharacterized. The transcript has a single exon. The annotation marks the transcript as partial. NCBI's taxonomy places the organism in Eukaryota, Fungi, Ascomycota, Dothideomycetes, Pleosporales, Sporormiaceae. The record is from RefSeq and is a predicted model, not a curated record.